AGGGCAUGAACACAGAAUCAGGGCAAGAGACUGUGAGGAUAAGGUGAAAAUGAAAUAAAGACUCCUCCAGUUAACAGAAAACAUCUGGUUACAUUCAGGAGAGAGAGAGAGAGAGAGAGAGAGAGAGAGAGGAGGAAGAGGGAGUAGGGGUCAAUCACAGUGAAACACAACCUGUUCCUGUGCUUCUUUUUUUGUUGUUGUGUUUUUUUUUUUGAGGAACUUCCAUUUAUGACCUGUCCACGCAGAACUGAUGCCACACAACGCCUACAGAGUCACGGGAUUCUGUCAGGGAUCCGCAGAGAGACAGAGCAAGGAGACGGGUAAGUGAUGGCUGGGACAGCAGUCCUGCUGUUGAUGGCUCUAACGCUGAAUGAGGGAGACGCCAGCAUCUCCAGUACCAGUGUGAACUGUCUGAUCAUCAACCUGGAGUACAUCAACUGCACAUGGACUGCUCAAGGAAUCCAAGAGGUUAACUACACCUUCCACAGACUAGAAAGGAGCACCUACACGGAAUGUCCCUCUUACCUGCUGCAGAAUGAACUUACUGUGGGCUGCAGGCUGCCCUACACAUCUACGCUGAAGUUCAACAGAUUUCACACCAGGCUGGCCUGGGACAAGAGCAGUUCGGAGCUGGAGCAGAUCAUUGAUCUUAGACACCUGGUGAAGCUGGACCCCCCUCACCACCUGCGAUUGGAGAUGAGGGAGGGUGAAAGUAACCCUGAGCUGUGGCUUCACUGGAGUGUCAGUUGUCCUUCCACCUGUGUGGAGAGCCAGGUGCGCUACAGGAAGCAGGGCAGCAACUGCUGGAAGGAAACUCUUCCAAUUGAAGGAUAUUCCUUCAUUCCACCUUUUUUCUCACCUGAUGACAUCUACAGGUUCCAGGUGAGGAUAAGAGUUCCAGAACAAUGUGUCCAGUCCAAAUACUGGAGUGAGUGGAGCACCCCUGCGGUCUGGGGCUCGAAGCCUCGGUCCAUUAUUGCAGGAUUCCACCCAAGGAGGCUUGGCCCUGCUGCUUACUGGCUGACUUUGGCAGUUGUGGUUCUGGCUCUGAUUGGCUAGCCCUUCCAUCCCCCUGCCAAGUGCCAGCCCGAGGAACAUCCAAUCCCGGAAGGCCGCAGUAUCUGCUAGUCCUUGGUUUCAUUAAUCAAGCGAUUAAGUCAUUGAUUCAACAAAUAGAAACAAGUUUGUGGACCUUGUUUCCAAG
Anguilla anguilla (European eel) is the source of this 1204-nucleotide messenger RNA. RefSeq names its product cytokine receptor common subunit gamma-like. Gene Ontology annotation, cellular component: membrane; external side of plasma membrane. The record is from RefSeq and is a predicted model, not a curated record. The transcript has 6 exons. Lineage: Eukaryota; Metazoa; Chordata; Actinopteri; Anguilliformes; Anguillidae. Gene Ontology annotation, biological process: cytokine-mediated signaling pathway. Gene Ontology annotation, molecular function: cytokine receptor activity; protein binding. The coding region runs from base 328 to 1059 and encodes 243 amino acids.